AUGGAAUCUCUCUACAUGUUCACUUCGAACAAGAAAUGCAAGGAAGACGAUGAAGAUAGUGGGUUCCGCUCAAGAGUCAACUCUGUUACUCACUCUUGCUCUCCUGCUUCGUCGUCCGCGUUAUCAACUGAGAGCAGCUCUCCAAAAAGGAAAAUCAGCACGUCGGACAGCUCGGACAACGUCGGCGGAUUUACUCUUGGAGGGUAUGGCACUGGUCCAACUUACGGCCAACAGCUGUUUCAAUCUUUCGAGCCCAGCGCCAAUAGCUUUGCUUCCUAAGUAAGAUGA
Molecule: messenger RNA, 288 nt
Organism: Haemonchus placei
Lineage: Eukaryota; Metazoa; Nematoda; Chromadorea; Rhabditida; Trichostrongylidae
Source: the annotation of a GenBank genome assembly